GAUCUCUACAACUCAACUCAAAAGAAAACAAAUAACAAUGAUGUCAUCAUUCCCAUUGGUCUCCUUUCUCAUCAUUCUCAUGUUGGCUGCAGCUGUAUGCACCCACGGAGGACAAGAACCUGUGCUGGACACGGCCGGAAAUCCAGUUCUAAGGACUGCACAAUACCUGAUCCAACCGUACUCCCACAGUAGUAACGGAGGUGGUCUUCUCCCAGUCCCCGUUAAACUACUUCCCCUUUGUCCACUUGGCAUCAGCCAAUCCUCUGUUACCGCCUUACCAGGCCUACCAGUUAGCUUCUCAUAUCCAUACGCGCUCAUGGACACCUAUGUUAACGAAGGGCAAGCUGUAAAUAUCGAGUUUAAGUCACACGCAUGGCCGGGCUGCGAGGAGUUUUCCAAGUACUGGGAAGUAGAUGAAUCCUCAUCGGCUUCCGAGGAGCCUGCGAUUCUCGUCGGUGGUAAGAAGCAGGAACAAAACAGCUGGUUUAAAAUUGAGAGAAAAGAAAAAUUUGUUGGAGGAGUUGCUUACAAGUUGAGCACCUUAACCGGAACCAUUGGAACCGUCCCAGGGCCUUGGGAAAAUGCACCACAACUAGUUAUCACCAAUGAUACCGCGAAGACCUUCCUCGUGAAAUUUCAUAGGGUUCAUGAUGAUACUACUUCUACUUCAAGUCUGUAGAAGUUAGGUCUAAGGAUGUUCCCAUUCUACUAGUCAACAAGCCAAAAUCAUGUAAUGUAAAGCCUGUGACUCGUCCAUGGCCUAAAAUAAUGGGUUGAGAUGAUACCCUCAUGCCUGUACCUGAAUUUCCAUAAAUAUAUUAAGUUAUGUUUGCCAA
Molecule: messenger RNA, 836 nt
Organism: Raphanus sativus (radish)
Lineage: Eukaryota; Viridiplantae; Streptophyta; Magnoliopsida; Brassicales; Brassicaceae
Product: kunitz trypsin inhibitor 2
Exons: 1
Coding region: 38-679 (213 amino acids)
Molecular function (GO): endopeptidase inhibitor activity
Source: RefSeq, a predicted model, not a curated record